Durusdinium trenchii is the source of this 755-nucleotide messenger RNA. The record is from the annotation of a GenBank genome assembly. NCBI's taxonomy places the organism in Eukaryota, Dinophyceae, Suessiales, Symbiodiniaceae.
AGUUUUGUUUUCAGUUCUGAAGUUUGCUCGUUCCAAGUGCAUGCGGUCUGGCAAUGGUGUUUUCAUUUGAUGCCCCACGCUCUUCACGCAAGCCAGAAGAUCCGCUGCUUGGGAGACUUGUGAGCAAGCAUCCAUGCAUCUCGGGCAGCUCCGUGACAACGUGCCUAAGCUGUGUGAGAACCUCUUGCAAGCCCGAAAUUGACUUGCUGGAUCCUGAGCCAGAGCCCUCAUUUGAUGCAGAGCCUGGUGAUGAGCUGGAUUACCAAAGUGACAGCAUCAGCACCACGAGUUGGUUCACCAGCACCACAAGCUGGCUCUUCUCAGCAACAGCUGAGUCUGGGCCUACGAGGCCUACCCUGCUCAGAACCAAAUCAACGGAGCGCGGCAAGUGCAAGGACGAGAGCGCAGCCUUUUUGGCCGAAUUUCAACGGCGUCGAGCUUGUUUCAACCAGUCGACUCGCCAGUCGACCAUUCAAGCAGCUCCAAAGCAGACCUUGCCCAGCUGGCUCCACAAGGCUUUGAGUCUCCCAGAAGAUGAUCAUUGAGAUUCUGCAUAUAGCAGUAGUUUUUGCCAGGAUCUGACAUGGUAGCACCGGAUAUUCUCUUCUUUAGCAGUGCAUUCUCAACAGAGCUUGGGAAUGUGGGAGCCACAUCUUUCCAGCAUGAUUGGUGCCGGAAAGUCUUGUUCCAUUGGGGUUAAUGAUAUUCUUGCUGUCAAAGCAAAAGAGGGGUGGUCAAAUGACAACUGUAGUCUC